Molecule: messenger RNA, 552 nt
Organism: Didymosphaeria variabile
Lineage: Eukaryota; Fungi; Ascomycota; Dothideomycetes; Pleosporales; Didymosphaeriaceae
Gene: ARF1
Product: Arf GTPase arf1
Exons: 4
Coding region: 1-552 (183 amino acids)
Biological process (GO): intracellular protein transport; vesicle-mediated transport
Cellular component (GO): cytoplasm; plasma membrane
Molecular function (GO): GTPase activity; GTP binding
Source: RefSeq, a predicted model, not a curated record
AUGGGUCUCACAUUCUCGAAGCUGUUCGACAAGCUGUGGGGCAAGAAGGAGAUGCGCAUCCUGAUGGUUGGUCUCGACGCCGCCGGAAAGACCACAAUUCUAUACAAGCUCAAGCUUGGUGAAAUCGUCACCACCAUCCCCACUAUUGGCUUCAACGUCGAGACCGUCGAGUACAAGAACAUCCAGUUCACCGUGUGGGAUGUCGGAGGCCAGGACAAGAUCCGCCCCCUCUGGAGGCAUUACUUCCAGAACACCCAGGGUAUCAUCUUCGUCGUCGACAGCAACGAUCGCGAUCGUGUUGUCGAGGCUCGUGAGGAGCUCCAGCGUAUGCUUAACGAGGACGAGCUCCGGGACGCCAUGCUCUUGGUCUUCGCCAACAAGCAGGAUUUGCCUAACGCCAUGAACGCUGCUGAGAUCACUGACAAGCUCGGCCUCCACAGCCUCCGACAACGCGCUUGGUACAUCCAGUCCACCUGCGCCACGAGCGGAGACGGCCUGUACGAAGGUCUCGAAUGGUUGAGCAAUUCGCUCAGGAAGGCCGGCCACAACUAA